Messenger RNA from Xyrauchen texanus (razorback sucker), 2210 nucleotides. RefSeq names its product SH3 domain binding glutamate-rich protein like 2 (gene sh3bgrl2). The transcript has 4 exons. NCBI's taxonomy places the organism in Eukaryota, Metazoa, Chordata, Actinopteri, Cypriniformes, Catostomidae. Gene Ontology annotation, cellular component: cytoplasm. The record is from RefSeq and is a predicted model, not a curated record. The coding region runs from base 163 to 489 and encodes 108 amino acids.
GAUGGAGCGCGAGCGGCUUUAUAGAACACUGGGAGCGCGCACUCACUUUAAUUUCAGAGGGUGAAGUUGACGUCACCGCUGUUCCAAAUUAAUUCUGUAGAACGACAGAGCGCAACAUUUCCCUGCCUUUUGCCGUUCUCGAGAGGGCAAGUGAGGAUUAGGAUGGUCAUCAGAGUGUAUAUCGCCUCCUCGUCCGGGUCUAUCGCGGUGAAGAAACAUCAGCAGGCCAUCGUGGGCUUUCUGGAGGCAAACAGGAUCAAAUUUGAGGAGGUUGACAUCACCAUGCUGGAGGAUCAGAGGCUCUGGAUGUACCGGAAAAUUCCAGAGGAGAAACGACCUGAAAAGGGCAAUCCUCUCCCCCCUCAGAUCUUUAGUGGAGAUGACUACUGCGGCGAUUAUGAAGACUUCUUCCAGUCUAAAGAGUCCAACACAGUGUUCUCAUUCCUCCGCCAGGGCUCACAGCCCUCUGUGAAGGACUCUGAAUCCUAGACUGUGUAGAUGGCAUUUCCUGGACUGAAUCACUGUGGUAUUGCUUCCCCUUCUGUGAUGUAACUCUCUUCCCCUGUUCUGGAGCCCUCACUGACAGCAAUGCUUUUGCCAAACACAUGCUGCCCUCCGGCCCAGCUUUUCCUAAGAAAAUACUGCACUUACAAAACACACAUACACUGGGUGGUUACAAAGGUUUUCAGUGGCCUAUUAAUUAUUUAUGUGUCUCUGUUAUGUUAUGUUUUGUUUGUCAUACAUAUGAUCCACGAAAUGCCUAUUUCAAAUAUUUCAAAAAGUGUCAAGUGAAAUUAUUCUGCAUGUUUGUGUGUCUAUUUGCAGAACAGUCAGGGUUUUCUAAACCUACUUAUGUAAAGCAUUUGUUAGAUGCUUAAAAAAAGGAUCUGUGUGUUAUAUUGUAGGUCUUUCCUGGCUUCGAUGUAGCUUGCCAGUGUUAAUUAAGACCUACGUUGUGACCUGCACAAAACUCUGUUGUGAGUUGUGUUUGUGUGCAUGUGAAAGAGAUUUUCUUUGUCUAGGAGCUCAGAUAAACAGCAAAAAGGAAAAGUUGGGAAAUAGCAGAGGAAUUUAGUAUAAUGUAGUCCUUUCUGCAGGCUUUUGAUUUGUAUUUGUAACAAAAAGUUCAGAUCAGAAACCAGAAAUCAACCCCAAAACAGGAAACAGAAUCCUGACCUGCAUUGGGAUCCCAGCAUAACAGUACACAUCUGAGUUCAGUUUCCACUGCUCAUCCAGACAUAUCAGUGGUUUGCUGAGAGUAAAACUAGUCUGAAAUAGUAUUUCAACCCCGAUAAAGGGAUAUUGCACCCAAAACUAUCACUUCUAGUUUUAUAAUUGGAGUUUCAGUUCAGUUCAGCUUCACCAGCCCAACUCCAUUUGUUCAUUUGGGAAACAAAUAAUAGAAAAAACUCUUUUGGUGGGAUAUUUCAGUCUUUCUUCCUUGUUGAUUCUCUGUUAAUGUGUAGUCUUUCUUCUCAAAGGUAUUUUAGCAUUUAGCAUGUAGCACACUGUGAUGCCUCAACUUACAGCAGACCUUAUGUAGCUUAGAUAGCGCUACUUAUAUCUGUGCUGUGGAAAUGAGUGUUUACUCAGGCCACGUCGACACUAAUACACUUUCUUUCAAAUAAAAAGCCUUAAUUUUGCGACGUUUACAACUCAUACACAUUACAACGUCUUUUUCCUGCUCAGAAAACAUAGUGAUUCGAAAAUGCUCUCCAUUACCACAUACUUUGGAAAAUGAUGACGUUGAGAAAUUGAAAAUAUAUUAGUGAGGAUAUCGCCUCAGAAAGUAGUUUUGUGGAACAUGUGUUAUGUUUACAUACAGACAUCACUAGGACACAAAAAGAGAGCUUGCACAUACACAAACACACAAAGCGAAAGUAUCUAUUUUCAUAAACGUAGGAGUUGGCUGGCCUCAGGCUUCAUACACAGACACACUCUCACAAACAUUCUGUGCAUUCUCAUUUCAUUUCCCUGAUAUUCUCCCCUCCCUCCCUUUCAUUAAAUUAUUCCACAUGAAUGAGUGCUGCAUUUAUGUUCACACACACACACACACACACCAUUCUCAGGACACCAUUGUGUUCUCUGCCCAUGUUGUCUCACUUAACACUCUAUUUAAUUAAUCCUUUUUUUAACCAGACUAUAUUAAUGUACGUAUGAAUUUAUUAUUGUUUACUCUCACAAUCUAAAUGAAUUAUAAAAAAUAUAAU